AUGGCGGAGGCUGCAGCUCCCGGAACAACAGCCAAACCAUCAGGAGCAGGAGCGGCGGCGGCGGCGGCGGCGGCCUCCCCCACCCCUAUCCCCGCAGCCACCUCGCCGUCCGCGGGGGCGGGGGGCGGGGGAGGCGGCGGCGGCGGCGGCUGGACCAAACAGGUCACCUGCAGGUAUUUCAUGCACGGGGUUUGUAAGGAAGGAGAUAACUGUCGCUACUCGCAUGACCUCUCUGACAGUCCAUACGGUGUGCUGUGCAAGUAUUUUCAGCGAGGGUACUGUAUUUACGGAGACCGCUGCAGAUACGAACAUAGCAAACCAUUGAAACAGGAAGAAGCAACUGCUAUAGAUCUAACUGCAAAACCAUCCCUUGCUGCUUCCUCAAGCCUCUCACCAGUAGCUGGACCGAUUGUUGAAAUGAAUACGGGCGAGGCCGAGUCAAGAAAUUCAAACUUUGCAACUGUAGGAGCAGGUUCAGAAGACUGGGUGAAUGCCAUUGAGUUUGUUCCUGGGCAGCCCUACUGUGGCCGUACUGCCCCUUCUUGCCCUGAAGCACCCCUGCAGGGCUCAGGGACUAAGGAAGAGUCCGAGAAGGAGCCGGCGGCAGUGGACACGAAGCAGCAGCUCUGUCCCUAUGCAGCCGUGGGAGAGUGCCGCUACGGGGAGAACUGCGUGUAUCUCCACGGGGACUCAUGUGACAUGUGCGGCCUGCAGGUCCUGCACCCGGUGGACGCUGCCCAGAGGUCACAGCACAUAAAAUCUUGCAUCGAGGCCCAUGAGAAGGACAUGGAGCUGUCGUUUGCCGUCCAGCGCAGCAAGGACAAAGUGUGUGGCAUCUGCAUGGAGGUGGUCUACGAGAAAGCCAACCCCGGUGAGCGCCGCUUCGGGAUCCUCUCCAACUGCAGCCACACCUACUGCCUCAAGUGCAUUCGCAAGUGGAGGAGCGCUAAGCAAUUUGAGAGCAAGAUCAUAAAGUCCUGCCCAGAAUGCCGAAUCACAUCUAACUUUGUCAUUCCAAGUGAGUACUGGGUGGAGGAGAAAGAAGAGAAGCAGAAACUCAUUCAGAAAUACAAGGAGGCAAUGAGCAACAAGGCGUGCAGGUAUUUUGAUGAAGGACGUGGGAGCUGCCCAUUUGGAGGGAACUGUUUUUACAAGCAUGCGUACCCCGAUGGCCGUAGAGAGGAGCCACAGAGGCAGAAAGUGGGAACAUCAAGCAGAUACCGGGCCCAACGAAGGAACCACUUCUGGGAGCUCAUUGAGGAAAGAGAGAACAGCAGCCCCUUUGACGAUGAAGAAGAGGUGGUCACCUUUGAGCUGGGCGAGAUGUUGCUUAUGCUUUUGGCUGCAGGUGGGGACGACGAGCUGACAGAUUCUGAAGACGAGUGGGACUUGUUUCACGAUGAGCUGGAAGACUUUUAUGACUUGGACCUAUAG
Pipistrellus nathusii (Nathusius's pipistrelle) is the source of this 1434-nucleotide messenger RNA. The record is from the annotation of a GenBank genome assembly. Lineage: Eukaryota; Metazoa; Chordata; Mammalia; Chiroptera; Vespertilionidae.